AUGGUGAGCCAGAACAUGGAACCUCUACUUGUCCCAAGACGCCUUCCGAUAAUCCCAGAGGCAACAGAACGUCUGUACGAGCAAGCGCAAUGGCCAGAUGUGCUUCCCAUCUUCAAACCACAGUCGCCACCAAUGCCGACGGGUAAUUGUGAGCCUUCAUUGAGGGUGGACAAUCCACAGGCCCCUGAGAGAUCAUUGAAAUUACAUUGGCGGGACGCGAUACGGCAGCAAGAUACGCGCGAAGAACUGACCGGCCAGGUUCCUCGCAGUACCAGCCACACGAGCUUCUACAAUAUGGCAAGGCUGGUGAAUAUCAAGCAUCAACGUGGGUUCUGGGGCAAGGUCUUGAUAGAGUACGGUGUCUACACCAUGUGCGCGGCUUUUGUGUACCUGGUUCUUAUCGGCAUGCCCUUGUGGAAGGGGGCGGUUUACUGGCUUUACUGGCUGGUGAAACAUAAUUAUACUUAUAUCCCGCUACUGGCCAUCUUUGAGGAUAAUGCCCCAGGGCCAGAGUAUUACGAGCAACGCAACAUCGAGCCCCGAGCGCUCAACACUGCCCUCCUGAUCCCAACCUACAAAUCGGCCCCCAUCCUCGACCGGACGCUCACGGCGGCCCUGAGGGUGUUCCCUGCGCAGAACAUCUAUAUCAUUGCGAACGGGAACUCCUCGACGCCGCUGGACAAUACAGAGGAGAUCUGUCGGCGGUACGGAGUGAAUCAUAUCUGGAGCCCGGUUGGUUCGAAGAUAGUAGCCCUCUUCGUCGGAUGCUACGCGGUCAAACCGUUUCGUUCGGUCCUCGUCAUGGACGACGACUGUAUCCUUCCGUCGAACUUCAUAGUCGUCGCCUCGCGCUUGUCUGAUACUACUCGCUGCAUUGGAUAUACGAUUAAAUCGGCUGGGAUCAGUGAAGACGAGGGAACGUGGUGUCAAAAAGCACAGGAUCUGGAGUACAAGCUCGCUGGGCUGCAGCGCUGUUUUGCGGCUAAGGUGGGCAGUGCCACAUUUCCACAUGGGGCGAUCUCGCUCUGGGAUCGCGACUUUCUUCAAAAGACGCUGGAGCAUCACCCUGGGUUCUCAAUCAGCGAGGACUGGUUCCUUGGAGACUCUUGUCGGCAAAUGGGCGGGCGGAUCCAGAUGUGCAGUGCAGUUUUUGUCGAAACCGGGACCCCCUCAAGUUUGUUGAUCGGGGAGCGCGACCAGGAGCGAGGAGGCUUUGGCGAGAUGACAGUAUGUCGGCAACGGUUUACGCGGUGGAAUUUCUUCAAUACAACGGGUGUGUGGCACAACAUAGCUUAUAUCUUCGGGUCGUGGAAGUUGGGUGUAUGGGAAAUUGGGACCAAAGUCUUUGUCCUGCAAGAGGUAUCCCAGCUCAUCGUACACCAGGUCUACGAGACAGUGCUAUACUUGUUGACCCCGUUUGUCUUGCCUGUGUCGCUGAUUGUGCAGCCAUGGUUCUGCGUCAGCAUGACAGUAGCAAUAUUGGGCCUCUAUCUACUCCACGUCAUUCUUUUUAAUGAGAUCCACCUUCGAAGAAAGAAAGAACGUUUGAAAAUAGUCACCGGCAUCCCUUUCGUCUUUAUAAAGGUUAAUAAAGAAAGGGUUACCGCACAGGCUAAAUUGUUUGGUUUUGAGUAUGACAGCCAUACCAUCACCGUCCUACUUGGGUACACCGCGUCUGAGCUCCGGACAAUUAUAGCUGACCCGAACAUUGACAUACAUGCCUUUGCCGCGUUUACCGAUCCAGAAGGCGCAUUGUUCCGGUGCACAGAUGAUGUUGGAGGGUUGGAGUUGGUAGAAUUUUGCUUUGAGGGGUGCACGACACCCCCUAAUGGAGAUGUUUGUGAAGCUUAGGAAUAGGCUGUUCAUGCCGUUGAAAUGUUGCCCUGCCAGUUAAUUCGUCUUGUGGUGUGUUGGAAGGAAUUUGUGUGUCUGCUGCUGUUGUGUGUAUUUCAAUAAGCUAAGUUAUGGCUGUCUCUUGGGAAUUGCAGCCCUGAUUGAGACUGCGUACAACUGACUGGAGACAGAUGAGUUCAAAGGCAAUCAUAGUUUACUUCACCUGCAAUACCG
This is a messenger RNA of Aspergillus nidulans FGSC A4, 2067 nucleotides long. RefSeq lists its product as uncharacterized. Lineage: Eukaryota; Fungi; Ascomycota; Eurotiomycetes; Eurotiales; Aspergillaceae. The coding region runs from base 1 to 1851 and encodes 616 amino acids. The transcript is spliced from 5 exons. The record is from RefSeq and is a predicted model, not a curated record.